AUGGCGGACGUCGACACCCCCGUCACCCUGCGAACUCGCAAGUUCAUCCGUAACCCCUGCUUGGCCGUAAGCAGAUGGUCGUGUGAGUUUGCCCCUCCAGAUAUCUCUGUCCCAACGAAGGAAGCGCGCACGAAGGCAACGCCGGAAGAGGAGGAAGCGGAGGAGAGGAGAAGCAUCGCCCAGCCGGCAUACCGAAGCACACGACAUAAGCAUGACAUCCUCCACCCCGGCCGCGCCAACAUCUCCAAGGAUGAGCUCCGCGAGAAGCUUGGCUCCCUCUACAAGGCCACCAAGGACCAGAUCAACGUCUUCGGCCUCCGCACCCAGUUCGGUGGCGGCAAGACCACUGGUUUCGCCCUCGUCUACGACUCCCCCGAGGCCAUGAAGAAGUUCGAGCCCCACUACAGACUUGUCCGCGUCGGCAUGGCCAACAAGAUCGAGAAGGCCAGCAGACAGCAGCGCAAGCAGCGCAAGAACCGCCAGAAGACUCUGCGCGGAACGGCGAAGGUCAAGGGUGCCAAGAAGAAGAAGGAAUAA
Colletotrichum spaethianum is the source of this 537-nucleotide messenger RNA. RefSeq names its product 40S ribosomal protein S24. Gene Ontology annotation, cellular component: ribosome. Gene Ontology annotation, molecular function: structural constituent of ribosome. Bases 1 to 537 code for a protein of 178 amino acids. The record is from RefSeq and is a predicted model, not a curated record. The transcript has 3 exons. Gene Ontology annotation, biological process: translation. NCBI's taxonomy places the organism in Eukaryota, Fungi, Ascomycota, Sordariomycetes, Glomerellales, Glomerellaceae.